Molecule: messenger RNA, 2272 nt
Organism: Paramuricea clavata
Lineage: Eukaryota; Metazoa; Cnidaria; Anthozoa; Malacalcyonacea; Plexauridae
Source: the annotation of a GenBank genome assembly
AUGUUGGUGACGGAGGAAGCAUUGGUUGGGGUUAGGAAGGUUAUCAGAGAAGAGGUAAGACCUAAACCACUGACGGUGGUUCAGUUAAGAACAAUAUUCAGAAAGGUUUUAAUUCCUUAUGGUUGUAAUCCGAGGAAAUCUUUUCUUUUACAGUUGUAUAGGGAAAAGAUUGCGGAACCGUCGAGAUCUGUUUCGGAGAUCGGAGCAAUGACAGCGAAAGAAAUGAAGAGAGAAUUAAGUCAGUUGGGAUUAGAUUUUGUAACGAAUAUGGGUAAACCGGUUUUGAAAAAAAUUCUCGUAGAUAAUGCGAUACAGAACGGGGAUUUGAAACUAUUUGAGUGGGAUUAUCGUCUUGGUCGAUAUUGGAUAGGAUUAAGUCGUUGGUACACGGUUAGCGGUUUGAUGUUAGAAUCAUUCACGUUAUGGCCGGAAAAAAAUAAUUUUUUUUUUUUCAUCAACAGCUUAUGUAAAUAUAAAACAACAUAAAAAGACCACCUCCGAUCAGCGCGGAAUUUCUUCGGACUAACCGACUCAUCUCUUAUUUUUUCCCCCAUACUCAUUUGGAGUAUGGGAAGUUUUUUUUCCAACACCUUAUAGGGAUAGAUAUGUAUAAUAAAUAAGAGAUGUCAACAUCGGCUAACCCAGAACCCAAGUUCCGUAGCGAGAUUAAGAAACUUGCAUCGGAGCGUAAGAAGCGUCCCGAGUUUAAUAUUCGAAACAUGAAAAAAAGAUUGGCGGAAGAAAAGUCGUGGGAGAAGAGUAUUGCGAGAGAAGAGACUCAUCGUAAAAAUAGUAUUGCGAGAGAAGAGGCAAGACGUCGUGGUGUGGUGAGAAGAUCGGUGGCGGCAGAAUAGAGGCGUGUGCUGGAAGAAAAAAGACAUGUUCACAAGGAAAAGAUAGACCGGAGAGAUUUGAACGAGACGGUCCAUCAACGCGACCAGAGACUUCGUCGGAAUGAGUUGGCAAGAAUAAGACGUGCGAAAAAGAAGGAAGUGGCGGCCAGACUUUUGGAUCUGACACCGGUUCUUCAGGAAACUGCGUUGCGUGGAAUGGUCUCCUGUUACAUAAUUAAACCGACCGUAGCUUACGAUCCCGUUCCGUUCUUGGAAGCCGUUCGUCCAAAAGUACAGGAACUUUUGGAUGGAUUACGUGGCAACAAAUCACGAAACAUAAGGAUCGGACUAAUCUGUCUGAUGGGAAAAGAACAGAAUGGGAAGGAGACGGAGAAAGAAGCAACAUUUACGACGGGAAAUUACAAACUUCACGGUGUGGAUAGUAUGACGGAUGAUAUUUGGGAAAAGAUGAAAGAUAAGGUUUUAGAAGAGUUCUCUCGAUAUCAGAAGGAAGGAAGUCAGUAUUUUUUGAAAAGAGUACUUCGUCUUCAAAUUCACGUCGGAAAAUUUACUUCAUUACAAGGUAAGGGAUCUAACGUUUCCCUUCCGAAAUGGUUGGAAAAAAAGAAAGCGAUGAUCAACAUGAAAAAUACAGACGAUCAAUGUUUCAAAUGGGCAGCAACCCGUGACUUGAAUCCUGUGAGUAAGCAUCCGGAAAGAAUUAUGAAAAAACUUCGUGAACAGGCAGAAGAAUUAUAUUGGAAGGGUGUUGAAUUUCCGACACCGGUCGACGGAGAAUCUAUCGAAAAUUUCGAAAAAAAUAACUGUGUGAACGUAUUUCAUUUGAACGAGGAAGAAGACAGAAUCCAUCCGUUAUGAAUAAGUAAGUGUUAUUCUUCGGGUGGAACGCGUACGAUACGUCUUUUUUCUUUGGGGCGAUCAUUAUUACAUCGUCAAAAGUAUGUCGAAACUUGUCGGAUCUCAGAUGAGUUCGUACGGACACAAAAAGUAUAUUUGUGAUCAAUGUCUGAAUGGAUUUGGAAGAAAAGAUCUUUUGAAAAAACAUUUGGAAUGGUGUUUGAAUGAAAAACAUCAGACGGAUGAAUUUCCGGAGGAAGGUUCUGUCUGUAAAUUCGAAGGGGAAAGAAGGACGCAGAUACAUCCGUACGUGAUCAGCGCCGAUACUGAAUCUUUCCUGAAAAAGAAAAAGGAAGAUAUCGAAAAGGAUAAUAAUCCCAAAGCUUCCGGAACGGAAGAGUUACAUGAACAUAUUAUGAAUUCUUAUUGUAUGAAGUCGGAGACGAUCCAGCAUAUAUCGGUUCACAAAUUACAAUGUAUAUCCGAUAGGUUUGUGAAUGAUGUCGUCGGAAGGGUACGUGAAUUUUUCCAGAAAACUCACGAUCCCGUUCCCAUGGAAGAGAUGUCUCAUAAUCAAAUGA